Molecule: messenger RNA, 165 nt
Organism: Funneliformis mosseae
Lineage: Eukaryota; Fungi; Glomeromycota; Glomeromycetes; Glomerales; Glomeraceae
Source: the annotation of a GenBank genome assembly
AUGACCUCCAAGGUUAAACCUCAAAAAAGACCACUGCCGCAGGCAAAACGCCCGAUAACUCGAUAUAAUGACUUUAAGACCACUGGUCCAUCAUUACCCGCUUUGACAAUUUCUUCACAGAAAAAUGAAGCUGGAUGGACUGGAAACCGGGUUAUUUGGCCAUAG